AUGGGAAGGGAUGCUCCGGACCCCAAGAACCCCCAGUACCGGCACCCCGGGAUUCUCCAGCCCUACGGGGACCCCCCAGUUUCCUGCUGUGAUCCCGGGGACCCCCAGUACUGGCACCUCAGGAUUCUCCAGCCCUACAAGGACCCCCCAGUUUCCCGCUGGGACCCCGGGGACCCCCAGCCCUCCCAGGGCUCCGGGGACCCCCCAGCCCUGCCGGGACCCCAAGAACCCCCAUGCCGGCGGGGCCCAAGGGUGGGCGCUGUGCCCGGUUCGGGCCGCGCCGGGCGGCGGGAGCUGCGCCGCGUCCGCACGGGCCACGCCUGGGGCUGGGAACGGGAACGGCACCGGGACCCCCGGGCCACGCCUGGGGCUGCGAACCGGGAACGGGACCCCCGGGCCACCCCUGGGGCUGGGAACCGGGAACGGGAACGGGAUCCCCGAGCCACGCCUGGGGCUGGGAACCGGCACCGGGAACGGGACAGGGAUCCCCGGGCCGCGCCUGGGGUUUCGAGCGGGGCACCGGCACCGGCACCGGGACCUGCCCCGGGACCCCCGGGACACGCCUGGGGCAGCUGCGAGCCGGACACCGGGACAGACCCCGCCGGUGACGCAGAGCCCAGCGGUGGUUUCCCAACCGGGAAGUCAUUUUGUGAGUGCCGGCACAGGCCGGGCCUAAGCCGCCUUCGCCGGGGCCACCCCGCGCCCAGCUGGGCUGAGACCGGACACAGCUCAUCGCAGGGGUGGGCUGAGGGCGUGUGGGGGGCGUGGGACCCCCCACCCCACACCCAGAGCGGGGAAUUGGGGCGGCUGCAGCCCGAGGGACCCGCCGGCAGAACCGCCCGGAGCCGGGAGAGCAGCCGGAGCCAGUGGCCGGAGCCGGGAGAGCGGCCGGAGCCAGUGGCCGGAGCCAGUGGCCGGAGCCCUUCACUGGGCACGAGGACGUGA
This is a messenger RNA of Corapipo altera (White-ruffed manakin), 945 nucleotides long. RefSeq names its product translation initiation factor IF-2-like. The record is from RefSeq and is a predicted model, not a curated record. Lineage: Eukaryota; Metazoa; Chordata; Aves; Passeriformes; Pipridae. The transcript is spliced from 3 exons. Bases 1 to 945 code for a protein of 314 amino acids.